CCUGGGUUCAAAUCCCAGCCAGGGCCUUUCCGUGUGGAGUUUGCAUGUUCUCCCAAUGUCAGCGUGGGUUUCCUCUGGGUACUCUGGUUUCCUCCCACAGUCCAAAAACAUGCAGGUCAGCUAAUUGGAGUCUCUAAAUUGUCCAUGGGUAUGAGUAUGUGAGGAAUGGUGGGCCCUGCAAUAGAUUGGGAACCUGUUCAAGGCGUAUUCCUGCCUCUCACCCAAUGCAUGCUGGGAUAGGCUCCAGCACCCCCUGUGACCCUGACCAGAAUAAGCGGGUAUAGAUAAUGGAUGGAAAUUUACUGUGAACACUUUCAUAUUAUACUCCAAUAAGGACAAUAUAUAUUUUUUUAAACUUGGAUGAAAUUCCCCAUUAACUGUUCUGUGAUGUACUGCUUUGGUCUUAGAUUUAUAAUCAUGGUGAAAAUCCAUCUACUGUACUGUACGUGUAGAUUUAUAAUUAAAAAUCAGACUCGCUGAAAUGUCUGUACUUUGCUAUUUUAAUCAGCUUUGGUUUUUGCUACAAUGUAUUUUUUGCAAUGGAAAUAUAACAAUAAACAGAGUAUUCCUUCAGGGUCAGAUACUCUGUAGGGCUUAUUUACAGUAUGACCUAGCCAAUGGGCUCAAGUUGUUUACUGAUCUCCUUUGAAGAACAGUCCUCCCAUGAUGUUUUUUCUAAGUGGACAUGCCUCCCACGUCACUCCUCAGAAAAUAUUUAAAGGCCAGUGCAUUAAUAUUUUUCAUUAUGUGCUCCAACUGUCUCUCGACAGGAUACGGUAAUAUUAUUCUUUCUGCUGUAUGUAUAUAUUAUAUCUUUAUACUUUAAAACUAAGUGCAUGGAUACAUUAAAAAGCUGUUACUCCAAUAGUUGUCAUGUUGGUUUUGAUAAUAAGAUGUCUGUUAAUAAUACUUUUGUAUUGCUUUUUUAUUCAUGGCGAAAUUUGAAGACAUUUUUUGAGAUUGAUUGUUCUGAAUAUGGAAACUCAAGUGAACAGGUCAUCAUGCUGAGCAUGGAAUAUACUUUUGAACAGACGAUGGAGAACUCUUCCCAGGUCACCUUCUUCGUUCUCGCUGCAUAUGAUGACGUUGGACACAUGAAGUACUUUUAUUUUAGCAUUAUAAUUGUAUUGUACAUUUCAAUCAUCGUUGCAAACUCGCUGCUUAUUAUAGUGAUCUUUGUUGACAGAAAUCUGCAUGAACCAAUGUAUUUGUUUGUGUGCAAUCUCUCUGUUAAUGAAUUGUACGGAAGCACUGCUUUGCUCCCUAUGUUGCUGGUGAAUUUGCUAUCGGAUGUCCAUGAAAUUCAAAGAGAUUAUUGUAUUUUCCAAAUUUUCUGCCUGUACACAUACGGCUCAGUAGAAUUUUGCAACUUAGCUGUCAUGGCAUAUGACCGAUAUGUGUCCAUCUGUCAUCCUUUGGAGUAUCACAGAAUGAUGACUUUGGGCAAAGUGUGCUUGUACAUCUUGUGUGUCUGGAUUUAUUCGUUCUGCAAAUUCGUCAUCACUCUCUCCUUAAGCGUGAGGUUACAGUUAUGCGGCAAUGUCAUGAACAAAGUGUACUGCGAUAACUAUUUGUUGGUCAAGCUUGCCUGUUCUGACACCACGUUGAACAAUGUUUUUGGACUGGUAAUGGUGUUUCUGUCCGUGACCUUACCGUUUGUUCUCAUACUGUACUCAUACGCGAAGAUUCUGAAAAUCUGCUUCAAAUCCUCCAGUGCCCGGGCCAAAGCGUUAAACACAUGCACUCCACAUUUAGUGUCGCUGGCAAAUUUUUCAUUCGGCUGCUUUUUUGAGCUGCUCAGCUCCCGAUCUACUACGGCAGCCAUCGCCUCACCGGGCCGUCAGAUAUUAUCAGUGUAUUUUCUGGUGUUGCCCCCUUUCCUAAAUCCAAUUAUUUACGGAGUUAGGACAGAAAAAGUGAGAAAGGCAUUUAAAAAACUGCUGUUGAGCCCCUCGUAGCCUCUCAUUUAAUGAAAUCUAAGCGGAAAUUGCCUCAGUUGCAUUAAUAUCAUGCCAGUGUGUAAGCCACAAUUAAAGAUAAUGUGACCAUAAACCUUUCAAAAGGAACU
Messenger RNA from Anguilla rostrata (American eel), 2068 nucleotides. Its product is annotated as olfactory receptor 10A6-like. Gene Ontology annotation, molecular function: olfactory receptor activity; G protein-coupled receptor activity; odorant binding. NCBI's taxonomy places the organism in Eukaryota, Metazoa, Chordata, Actinopteri, Anguilliformes, Anguillidae. The record is from RefSeq and is a predicted model, not a curated record. Bases 837 to 1958 code for a protein of 373 amino acids. The transcript has 2 exons. Gene Ontology annotation, cellular component: membrane. Gene Ontology annotation, biological process: detection of chemical stimulus involved in sensory perception of smell; G protein-coupled receptor signaling pathway.